Messenger RNA from Bradysia coprophila, 666 nucleotides. RefSeq lists its product as uncharacterized. The record is from RefSeq and is a predicted model, not a curated record. NCBI's taxonomy places the organism in Eukaryota, Metazoa, Arthropoda, Insecta, Diptera, Sciaridae.
GUCAGUGUUGAUUUUGAUAAACGACUGCUACUAACACACUUCGUUGCUGCUACAAAUGGAACUAAACGUAGUCGGAGAGUGGAAAUACUUCAACAUACGAUUGGUUGAGUUGACUGAUAUUCCCAAAAUUUUAGAAUUUUACGCUGAACACGGCCAUGAUCCACUGCGUGACCUUGCACCAGUUGAUGAAACAUAUGACGACUACUCGGCUGUCCGAAUUGCCGCACUAAUGGAAUCAGAAGAAAAGGAGGACGCUUUUCGGGCCGCAAGCAAAACGGAAGAAACGAUCCCACCAUUCAGGAAAAUAAUGAAUUCGCUGCACGCUACAUUGCACGAUUCCAAAUUGGGAAUGUUCGGGAGAUAUGGCGUUGAGUCGGUUGUGUGGAAUUUUCUGGUUGUGGUGGACUCUAAGCAAAGAGGGAAAGGCCUAGCUUCCGAAAUGUAUGCGCGUGUUGUGCGAUUGUUGAGAAGUAAGAAAAUGAGUUUGGCAUUUAGCAUUUAUACGAGUCCAUUUUCGAGAAGAGCUGCACAAAAGGUAGGUUUUGUGGAAAUUGAUAGAGCUUACUUCAACGAACUGCGGGAUGAAAACGGGGCUAUUAUUUUACCCAACGCAACGCAAGACGAUUUCGCGAGCGUUAUGGUUUUGCAGAUGUAAUUUCAAGCAGA